This is a messenger RNA of Trichoderma breve, 1512 nucleotides long. RefSeq names its product poly A polymerase head domain-containing protein. The coding region runs from base 1 to 1512 and encodes 503 amino acids. NCBI's taxonomy places the organism in Eukaryota, Fungi, Ascomycota, Sordariomycetes, Hypocreales, Hypocreaceae. The record is from RefSeq and is a predicted model, not a curated record. Gene Ontology annotation, biological process: tRNA 3'-terminal CCA addition. Gene Ontology annotation, molecular function: RNA binding; ATP:3'-cytidine-cytidine-tRNA adenylyltransferase activity. The transcript has 4 exons.
AUGUCAACAAACAGAUCUGUCCAGCUCACCCAGCGGGAGCAGCAGCUCCGGCUUCUCCUCGUAAACGUUGCCAAAUUCAUCGAUACGACGGUUAAGCUUGACCAACCGCUGGUGUUGCGUUGGGCGGGAGGCUGGGUGCGAGAUAGGCUCUUGGGAACAGAGAGCCACGACAUUGACGUGGCAAUUAAUGCCAUGACCGGACAGCAGUUUGCACAGCAUCUUUCAGAGCUUCAUCACAUCGCAAGCAAUCCAGACAAGUCCAAACAUCUUGAGACUGCCAUGGUCAAGCUGUUUGGUAUGGACUUGGAUUUUGUCAAUCUUCGCAAAGAGACAUAUGCCGAAGAUAGUCGCAAUCCUCAAAUGGAGUUUGGGACUGCAGAGGAAGAUGCCCUUCGCCGUGAUGCCACCAUAAACGCCCUGUUUUAUAAUUUGCACACGGAGCAAAUUGAAGAUUUUACUGGCGGUAUCCGUGAUAUGGAUGCAAAGACAAUUCGAACACCCUUAGAGCCUUUCCAAACGUUCAUGGACGACCCUCUUAGGGUACUGCGCCUAAUUCGAUUCGCUGCUCGGCUAGGCUUUACCAUAGACGCAGAGUCAGAAAAGUUCAUGAGUGACAAGAGGGUACUUGAGGCUCUCCGGAAAAAAAUCAGCCGCGAAAGGGUUGGCGUCGAGCUGGAAAAAAUGUUGAAAGGCAAAACUCCCCGAGUGGCCCUGGAGUUGAUAAAUCGCCUUAGUCUCUACCAGGCCAUCUUCAGUGAUCCGCUGCAAGAAAAUACAUCGAUGCCUGAUAUAUCUCGAUGGCACGUUUCGUAUAGCUGCCUCGACGAAUUACUGAAGAAUCGCGCUCCUGGAUCAAUAUGCCAGAUACUGGUUGACGACGACGAGACGACAUAUCUGGCGUGGAAUCUCGCUGCUGUUAGCCCCUGGAUUCCUGUAGAAGAUCGAUCUGGAGGCAAAAAGAAGGCGAAUGCUCUCCCUCCGGUCGGUAUCAUUGCUCGUGAAGGUUUCAAAGCUUCCAAUAAGCUCACGACCAUCAUGGCAGCCUGCCACAAACAUCGUGUUGAGAUACUGGAACUGAAAAAGGCGGUAUGCGAAUCUACACCGAAAAUACACGAACGAGACACCUUUGGUAUGGCCAUCAGAAAGUGGGAAGCGGUGGGUGGGAACUGGAAGCUUCAGGUCUUGGGAGUGAUACUGGCCGAUGCCAUGGAGCAACUGGAGGACUUUCCUGCGGGGGAUAGCAAGGACCGUGAUGAAUUUAUUCAAGGAUGGGACAAGUUCCUCAAAAAUCUCGCUGAGCUUGACGUCUACGACGCCCCAAACCUGAAACGUAUUAUAGAUGGCCGCGCUCUAGCUAAAGCGCUGGGCAUCUCACCAGGCGUCUGGACGGGCAAAGCUUUAGACGUAUGCAUGGCUUGGCAGCUACGAAAUCCUGGCGAAACGAACCCUGAUGGCGCUGUACAGGCCGUAAGAGAUAAAUCCCAAGAACUAGGCAUAAAACUACCAGAGUAG